CCUGCUCAGUUCUUAAGAGCUCUCUGUUUGCUCCUUUUUUGUUUCUGAAACAAUGACAUUCCAAAAGGCAUUUGCUUCUAUGCUUAUUGCAUCCUUUCUGCUCCUCCAUUUCGCUAAUGCCCAAAAGGUUGACUACAGCAAGCCACCAUCACCAGCCCCUCAAGCUCCACAGCCACUAGAUUGUACAGGAUCUUGUAAAACGAGGUGCCUCGAAUCAUCUCGGCCAAAUCUAUGCAACAGAGCAUGUGGAAGUUGCUGCCGUACCUGCCACUGCGUGCCACCAGGGACUUCCGGAAAUUAUGAAGCAUGCCCUUGCUAUUUCAACCUUACCACUCAUAACAACACCCGCAAAUGUCCUUAAUUAAUAGUAUGAUACAUCCGUUUUUUCCAUAAUUCCAAAAGUGUAACUUUAAACUUACGUACGUUGUGUCCGAACAAUUUAAGCAAGCGAACCUCUGUUCAUUUUGAGAUUCAAUAUAAUUCAAUGCUCCU
Messenger RNA from Solanum dulcamara, 492 nucleotides. RefSeq names its product snakin-2-like. The record is from RefSeq and is a predicted model, not a curated record. Lineage: Eukaryota; Viridiplantae; Streptophyta; Magnoliopsida; Solanales; Solanaceae. The coding region runs from base 53 to 361 and encodes 102 amino acids. The transcript has 3 exons.